UUGACAUCCAUUUACGAUCACUCGAUAUUCGAAGCGUUUUCCAAAGUGGUCCAGAAGUUGAUCCCACAGUUGCCAACACUGGAAAAUCUACUCAAUAUAUUCAUUACGAACUCUGGAAUAGAAAAGGCGUUUCUAUUCGAUGUCGUGUCGAAGAUAUAUAUCGCCACCGAUUACUCGCCGGUAGACAUGCAGUCAUACGAGUUGUGUUGCGAUAUGAUUGACGUCGUGAUCGAUAUUUCAUGCAUAUACGGUGACUUUAACUAUACCGUCAAAGAGGACGGAGAGAACAGUACAUUCGAUGGCAGCUCUUCGUCGACCAUAAAACUCAAUUCCGGAACCGUUUUAUAUCUGCGAGAAGUGAAUAAGUUCUUAGCGCUGGUCUGUAUCUUAAGGGAAGACAAUUUCGACAAACAGGGACUCAUUGACUAUAACUUCCAAUGCUUUCGACAAGCGAUUCAAGAAGUGUUUGAAAUCAAGUUUAAUAAACAUAAACCUCAACAACAAAUCGUUAACAACUCUCUCGAUUCCACGCAUAGUAACGGCUAUAAUAGCGAUCAAAUCCAUUGAAAACUCUAGUUUUAUAAAUAUUUUAUUAUUAUUAUUAUGUCUUAAAAUCUCUGUAUUGUUUCCACCGAAACAUACAUUACAACUGAAAUGCAUUACAACAUCAAUUGUUUUCCUUUGUAUUCCUAUCCAAUCAAUCAGUUUUUGUGUAAUUUCUUCAACAGAUUUAUUUGUAUUGAUUUAUUUGUCUCAUUAAUCGUUGCGUUUUGGAUACAAAACAAAACAAAAAAGAGUUUCCAAUUAUAUCUGUUUUGAUGACAGAAAAAUGUGCAGAAAAUGAAUGUUAAAUAAAUUGUAAUAUUUAUUAAAAUCAUAAUUAUAUUAUAUUAGAGCUGAGA
Molecule: messenger RNA, 902 nt
Organism: Medioppia subpectinata
Lineage: Eukaryota; Metazoa; Arthropoda; Arachnida; Sarcoptiformes; Oppiidae
Source: the annotation of a GenBank genome assembly